Messenger RNA from Castor canadensis (American beaver), 3936 nucleotides. The record is from RefSeq and is a predicted model, not a curated record. NCBI's taxonomy places the organism in Eukaryota, Metazoa, Chordata, Mammalia, Rodentia, Castoridae.
UGCUGCGGUGGUCCCCUCCCCCGCGCGGGGGAGGGGAGUCGGGACGAGGUUGGCUUUCUCCGCACGGUGUCUGGGCGUGGGCCCCCGCCGCAGCUCGGCGGAGCCUCGGUGUCUCCUGCAAAGGGGGGCGGGGGGAGCCGCGGUAGCAGCCCUGGGCUGCGGCUUCCUCCCCGCGCCGAGUCUCUGCGCACCGCCAAGCAGGACGCGAGCCCCAGCCUCGUCCCCACGCCGCGGCGCGCCUGGCCUCCCGGCCGACCUCAGAACAAUCAACCAUGACCACCGAAUCGGGAUCAGACUCGGAAUCCAAGCCGGAUCAAGAGGCCGAGCCUCAGGAGGCGGCAGGUCCCCAAGGGCACGAGGCGGAGCAUCCUGGGCCUGCAGAGCCCCCGGCCGAGAGCGGGGAGGAGCCUGCGCUUGAGCAGUUUGCAGGAGCCGCGGCACACAGCACCCCCGUGCACAGAGAGGUCACCGACAAGGAGCGGGAGUUUGCUGCCGCGGCUGCAAAACAACUUGAGUACCAGCAAUUUGAAGACGAUAAACUUUCUCAGAAAUCAUCUAGCAGUAAACUCUCUCGGUCUCCUUUAAAGAUCGUCAAGAAGCCAAAAAGCAUGCAGUGCAAAGUGAUACUUCUGGAUGGGUCAGAAUAUACCUGCGAUGUGGAGAAACGGUCCAGAGGGCAAGUGCUAUUUGAUAAAGUGUGUGAACACCUGAACCUGCUAGAAAAAGACUACUUUGGCCUCACAUAUCGAGAUGCUGAAAACCAGAAGAAUUGGUUGGACCCUGCUAAGGAAAUUAAAAAACAGAUUCGAAGUGGUGCUUGGCACUUUUCAUUUAAUGUGAAAUUUUAUCCACCAGACCCUUCCCAGCUAUCUGAAGAUAUUACCAGGUACUACCUCUGCUUACAAUUGCGAGAUGACAUCGUGUCCGGAAGGCUGCCCUGCUCUUUUGUAACCCUUGCCCUGCUGGGCUCCUACACAGUCCAGUCAGAACUUGGAGACUAUGACCCUGAUGAGUGUGGGAGCGAUUACAUUAGUGAGUUUCGCUUUGCACCAAACCACACUAAAGAACUGGAAGAUAAAGUGAUCGAGCUGCAUAAGAGCCACAGAGGAAUGACGCCAGCAGAAGCAGAAAUGCAUUUCUUGGAAAAUGCCAAAAAGCUCUCCAUGUACGGAGUGGAUUUACAUCAUGCUAAGGAUUCAGAAGGAGUAGAAAUUAUGUUAGGAGUCUGUGCGAGUGGUCUGUUGAUAUAUCGUGACCGACUGCGAAUAAACAGAUUUGCCUGGCCCAAGGUUCUAAAAAUUUCAUACAAACGGAACAACUUUUACAUUAAGAUCCGGCCAGGGGAGUUUGAACAAUUUGAAAGUACCAUUGGUUUUAAGUUGCCAAAUCAUCGGGCUGCCAAGCGUUUAUGGAAAGUGUGUGUGGAGCACCACACAUUUUUCAGAUUAUUGUUACCAGAAGCACCUCCAAAGAAAUUCCUAACCUUGGGUUCCAAGUUCCGUUAUAGUGGCAGAACGCAGGCACAAACAAGAAGAGCCAGUGCACUGAUAGAUCGUCCAGCGCCUUACUUUGAACGCUCGUCUAGUAAACGUUAUACCAUGUCUCGCAGCUUGGAUGGAGCAUCAGUGAAUGAAAACCAUGAAAUAUACAUGAAGGAUUCUAUGUCUGCUGCAGAGGUUGGUACUGGCCAGUACGCCACAACAAAGGGCAUCUCUCAGACCAACUUGAUCACCACUGUGACUCCAGAGAAAAAGGCUGAGGAAGAGCGGGACGAAGAAGAGGACAGACGGAGAAAGGCUGAGGAGGCCAUACCUGUUGCGACAAUCCGGCACGAGGGAAAGUCACCUGGGCAUGGCACUGACUCAUGUCCAUUGUCACUCCCAUCAGCACAUUUUGACCCUGCAUCUCCCACAGAGCUCCGUAGGAGGUAUAAGGAGAAUGAACGCAAACCACCAGGUUCCGAGCCACCUCCAGUUGAGCAUUUGCAUGGAGAGCCUGCCUUGGACACAGAUGGCCAAGGGAAGGCUUACUUAGGAGAUCAAGAUGUAGCAUUUAGCUACAGACAGCAGACUGGCAAAGGAACCACCCUGUUUUCCUUCUCCUUGCAGCUCCCUGACUCAUUCCCCUCGCUUCUAGAUGAUGAUGGGUACCUGUCUUUUCCCAACCUGUCUGAAACCAACCUCCUGCCCCAGAGCUUGCAACAUUAUCUUCCGAUCCGCUCUCCCUCCCUCGUGCCCUGUUUCCUCUUCAUCUUUUUCUUCCUGCUCUCUGCCUCCUUCUCAGUGCCAUAUGCCCUCACUCUCUCCUUCCCUCUGGCUCUGUGCCUCUGCUACCUGGAGCCCAAGGCAGCCUCCUUGAGCGCCUCCCUAGACAAUGACCUGAGUGACAGUUCAGAGGAAGAGACCGACAGUGAGCGGACGGACACUGCGGCUGAUGGGGAAACCACUGCCACUGAGUCGGACCAGGAGGAAGAUGCAGAGCUCAAGGCACAGGAGCUAGAUAAAACUCAAGAUGAAUUGAUGAAACAUCAGACCAACAUUAGUGAGCUGAAAAGAACCUUUUUAGAAACCUCGACAGACACUGCCAUAACGAAUGAAUGGGAAAAGAGGCUUUCUACCUCCCCAGUGCGACUGGCUGCCAGACAAGAGGAUGCUCCCAUGAUUGAACCACUGGUACCUGAAGAGAAAGUGGAAACCAAGACAGAGUCCAGUGAGACAGAGAUGGAAACAACCCCACACCACCAGCCCCUUAGCACUGAGAAGGUGGUACAGGAGACCAUUUUGGUGGAGGAGAGGCACGUGAUGAAUGUGCAUGCCAGCGGGGAUGCUAGGGACAACAUAGAUGCUGCAGCACAGUCCGCAUCCACAGAGGCUCCCAGUGUGAAAGCAAAAGAGGGCUCAGCUCUGACGGAAGGAGCUAAGGAGGAAAGAGGGGAGACCGAUAAAGCUGCCCCCGAGCAGGAAGACACAGCCACUGCCUCCCAAAGGCAAGAGGAGGAGCAGAGCGAAGGUGUCCCCAUCGCUGAGGCUGCAGAACAAAAGCCUCAUUUCGAGUCAUCCACUGUGAAGACGGAAACCCUGAGUUUUGGCAGUGUUUCACCAGGCGGAGUAAAGCUAGAAGUUUCUAGCAAGGAAAUGCCAAUAGUUCACACAGAAACAAAGACCAUCACGUACGAGUCAUCACAGGUUGAUCCUGGGGCUGAUCUGGAGCCAGGCGUGCUGAUGAGCGCACAGACAAUCACAUCUGAAACCACCAGUACCACCACCACCACGCACAUCACCAAAACUGUGAAAGGAGGCAUUUCAGAGACACGAAUUGAGAAGCGAAUAGUCAUCACCGGAGAUGCAGACAUUGACCAUGAUCAGGCACUGGCUCAGGCAAUUAAAGAGGCCAAAGAGCAGCACCCUGACAUGUCAGUGACCAAAGUAGUGGUCCAUAAAGAGACAGAGAUCACACCAGAAGAUGGAGAGGAUUGACCAGAGGAAUAAUUUAGCUUGCACAUGAAUCCAGUCAUGCAAACCAUUAGGAAAACCAGAGCCUAUAUGGAGUUCCCUCUUCUAACCCAACUGACUCGUAUCUGUCCGUGGAAAAUUCCAAUCCAGAAGAAUUGACCUUGACCAUUCAUAAAGACCCUGGCAGAGAGAUCUUCCCAUAAUAAAGCAAUCCAAAUCAGCAUCACUAAACUGAUAUUGCAUGAAGCAACAAUAAGAUUACAAAAGAGCAGCCUUUUAAUUUUCACAAAUCGUCUCAGUUUUCACCUCUAUCUGCACGUUCAUAACCGACAAUAUAAACCUUGAUCUCAUGUAACACAUAAACAGCUCAUGCCUUUCCUACUUUAUUAUUAUUAACAUCUCAACAAAAUUGCAAUUUCCUAGGUGACAAAUCUUUUGUUUACAGAAUAUUGAAGAGUAUCCUAAAAUGUUAGAAGCUGUCUAG